AUGAAGGCCCAGAGGCUGGAGAGGGUGAGUCCCCCUAACAUGGGCAGGCAGAAGGCAGGCCUGGGCCGCAGGCCGUCCGUCCGAGCGCGACCCCCGACGGAGCCGAGCGGGACCCACCGGGACCUAGGCUGCGGCACGCGGGGCGGGCGGAGAGCUGCGCGCGCAGACGCCGCGCCCCGGAAGCCCCGCCCUCUAGCCGAGAGCCGUCCUCCGCGUCAGGACCCGCGCUUCAGCCUGCGUCCAGGCCACGCCCAUCACCGCGCCCAUUCCACGGAGGCCCCGCCCGCCCACCCCGCCCUUGAGUCGCGGCCCCUCCCCGAGAGCGGCCUUCCAUCCGGGCCCCGCCCACCAGCACACCCGCGCUCCAAUCAGAUCACGUCCGUCGAACGGCCCCGCCCAGACGUCGCGACCGCUCACCCGGCUCUUUAA
Suncus etruscus (white-toothed pygmy shrew) is the source of this 429-nucleotide messenger RNA. RefSeq lists its product as uncharacterized. The transcript is spliced from 3 exons. Bases 1 to 429 code for a protein of 142 amino acids. The record is from RefSeq and is a predicted model, not a curated record. Lineage: Eukaryota; Metazoa; Chordata; Mammalia; Eulipotyphla; Soricidae.